Molecule: messenger RNA, 1488 nt
Organism: Auanema sp. JU1783
Lineage: Eukaryota; Metazoa; Nematoda; Chromadorea; Rhabditida; Rhabditidae
Source: the annotation of a GenBank genome assembly
AUGGGACUAACUGACUUUACGAUAACCAACAUAGCUAAAUCAACAGCUUUGAGUCCUGAUGAUGAUAAAACAAAAAAUAAGGAGGAUGAGGCAGACCAUUCUCAUCGAGGGUUUAGUUGGAUUAUUGCCAGUAUCUUCAUAGUAGGAGAAACAGCAGGAAGUGGAAUGGUUGCAUUACCCGCUGCUACUAUGAACGCUGGAUUUAUUGGUGGAUCUGUUUUGCUUAUCUUGAUGUGUGUUCUGCUUGGCUAUACCGCCUCUCUUCUCGGUAAAAAUUGGCUGAUCAUGCAAAAGCUGUGGCCCAAGUAUAAGACGGAACCAUGUCGGAACCCUUAUCCUGAAAUGGGGAGAAAAGCUAUGGGUAGAGGAGCCGAAUAUUUGGUUAAUAUAAGCAGCUAUCUAACCCUGUUCGGAGGAAUGGCUGUUUUCUCAAUUUUGGCUUCGAAGAACAUAUCGGAUCUCCUAUCAUUGUUUAAUAUAAGAGUUCACUUUUGUAUAAUUCUAUCAGCUCUUGCUUUGGGUAUUUGGCCUUUCACGAUGCUGAGAAGUCCAGCUCAUUUCUGGCAAGUUUCGAUUGUAGCAGCUUCUGCUACUGCUUUAGCCGUGGUUAUACUGCUGGUAGGAGUGAGCAUCGAUUCUCCCAUGUGCCUUUCAGAAGUCAAGUACUCGGAAUUUUCUCUGAGCAAGUUAUCCCUGAGCUUUGGUACUAUGAUAUUCUCCUAUAGUGGCCAUCCAGUAUUACCUACAAUUCAACACGACAUGAAAAAACCUGAGCAUUUUCAAAAAGCUGUGAUUUUAGGAUACAUAGCUAUGUUCUUCCUCUACGCCCCGAUAUCCAUGCUGGGAUAUGCCGUAUACGGUAACUCACUCUCUGACACAAUCACAGUUUCAAUUCAAACUCUUGUUUUGAGACAUAUAGUUAAUGUAAUGGUCACCAUUCAUGUGCUCUUCUCCAUCAUUGUGAUCGGCAAUCCUGUUUUACAAGGGGUCGAGCAAGUUUUCAAAGUGCAAGACAAAAUGGGAUCAGGUCGUUUUGUCGUUCGAUCGAUAAUAUUUUUCGCUGCAAUUUUCAUAGCAGCCACAUUACCUGACUUUGGAAUCUUUCUUGACUUGAUUGGAGGGUCUUCCAUGACAAUAUUAUCUAUCAUACUUCCUGGACUGUUCUCGCUGUAUCUUGAAGCUGCUGAGAAGAAGAGGGAAUCUUCAAAUGAUGAUCAAGUUGCUAUGCCAACAUUUGCCGAGGUCAUCCACCUGACUCCGUUGAAAAGACUAUUGGUUGAAUUCAGCAUCAUCGCUUUUGGCGGAUUAUGUGGCAUUAUUUGCACAGUAAAUACGCUUCGACAGAUACCGAACUCGUCAUUUUCAACGCCCUGCUAUCUAGAUCUGAUUCGAGGUGCUUCUUUCACAAAUUCUCCCUCUCUUACACGUUGCUGUGGAGAAUUCCACAACAUUACUGCUAAUAGCGACCGAUUCUUCUGUGGCAUUUAA